AUGGCAAUUAUUCAUAUUAUAGAUAGUAAACUAAAACAGAAAGUGAAAGAUUCCUUCCCAAGCAGAAAGACAAAGAUAGAAUUAAAGGACAUAAAUAAGAUAUUUAAUAUAAUAACAGAAAUUAAUAAUGAAAAUAAAAUAUUUAUAGAAGUAUCUGAACAAUUGAAUAUUCUGGGAUAUAAUCUAUUAUAUAUACAGAUAUAUAAUAUGUUUAAAUAUAUAAAUAUAGAAUGUGAUUAUAAUGGGAUUGUAUUAAUAAUAAAGAACUGUCUGCAUCAUGCAUGUAAUAUUAUAAGUGCAAUUAAAAUGGGAUCAGGUAUAUUAAAUAAGCAUAAGAAAGAAGCCUUUUAUGAUUUAAUUAGGGAUAAUCAGUUAAUUAUAAUAGAAGUGUAUAAACUUAGAAGAAAAUUCUAUGAUUAUUCUAUUAAUAAAUUAUGCAAUAAUGAAGGUGUACCUGAAUUAAGCAAUGAAAUUACAUCACAAUGUGCAAUGAUUAAAUUAUUUGAACUGACUGAAUCAGAUGAUUAUUCUAGGCUACAGAGAGCAUUAGAUAUACUAAUAAAAUAUGGAGAUAUUUUAAUUAUAACGGAUAAAUAUGGGCUUACAAGAUCAAAUGCAAGUAAAUUAGGGUUAACUCGUGAUGAUAUGUACUCAUUACAAUUACUUACACGGUUAGAUAGAUCGUAUAUCUCUAAUUUGUAUGAAUUUUUAAAGGAGUCUGUGUAUAACAUAAUUGGUGUAUUUGGAUUGAAGUUUGACGAGGUUACUUUAUACAAUUUAUAUACUAAAAUAUUCAAUAUGUCUAAACAAGUGGCUAUAAAAGAAGUAGAAUAUAUUAAAUAUAUAAAUGAUAGUGCAAAUGAGAUUAAAAUGUAUGUAAAGGAGCUUAAAGCAAUGGAAGGCAUAGGUAAAUUAAAUAUCUUUAAAUCAACAGAAAUAUAUAAUGCUAUAUGCCACGAUGAAGAAUUUGAUUAUAAUAGUUCUAAAAACACUUUAGUUAACAGAUACUUAAAAUCAAUAAAAUGCAGUACGUCAAUCAUUAAAUCCAAGGAACCUAAAUAUAAACUUAAUAUUCAUUUAAUAGUAUUUAUAACAAUGUGUACUCUUAUGGUAGUAAUAUACUUAGCUGUAACAAAACGUACAGUGAAUAAUUAG
Molecule: messenger RNA, 1155 nt
Organism: Nematocida parisii ERTm1
Lineage: Eukaryota; Fungi; Microsporidia
Exons: 1
Coding region: 1-1155 (384 amino acids)
Source: RefSeq, a predicted model, not a curated record